CCUUUCAGAAUCAGUUAGCAAUUCUGAUUACUGUAAAUAGGACAUUACUGAGUAGAACAUUUUUACUUAAGCCUAGCUUACGCCCAGUCCCUGCUGCUUGUGUUUGUUUUUCACCGUGAACAUAAAUUCUCUAUCAACCUUGGCAGCUUAAUGACUGUGCUGACACAUCACCAACAGGGUCUUUGGAAGCAUUGAACUUGGACAGAAACCUCAGAGCUGCAGCCAUUGCCCUGGUGACCUCUGCACAUGUAUCAUAGAUUUCAUACCCCAGUUUAAUUCCAGAAAUUCAUUUUGGCAGCGAACCCCUUUCCUCAGAAGAGGAGGAUGGAGAGACUCACGAGAGUAAGAUAAAAUCUCUGAACAAACACUUGUCUCCAAAGAAAACCAUCACUCAGAUUAUGAAGGAUAAAAAGAAACAGACACAGCUCACCUUGCAAUGGCUGGAAGAGAAUUAUAUUGUAUGCGAAGGGGUUUGUUUGCCAAGGUGCAUCCUUUAUGCACAUUACCUGGACUUCUGCAGGAAAGAGAAGCUUGAACCUGCCUGUGCUGCAACAUUUGGAAAGACUAUUCGACAGAAAUUUCCUCUUCUCACCACAAGGCGUCUGGGCACAAGAGGCCAUUCAAAAUAUCACUAUUAUGGCAUUGGCAUUAAAGAAAGCAGUGCAUACUACCACUCUGUGUAUUCUGGAAAAGGUUUGACAAGGUUUUCUGGAAGCAAGCUGAAGAAUGAAGGUGGAUUCACUCGGAAAUAUUCUCUUAGCUCAAAAACUGGGACUCUGCUGCCAGAAUUCCCCAGUGCUCAACACCUUGUGCUGGAAGGGUGCAUCUCUAAGGACAAGGUGGAUACCCUUAUCAUGAUGUAUAAAACCCAUUGUCAGUGUGUCCUUGACAAUGCCAUUAAUGGCAACUUUGAAGAGAUCCAACAUUUCCUCUUGCAUUUCUGGCAAGGAAUGCCUGAUCACCUUCUUCCCCUGCUUGAAAAUCCUGUUAUCAUCGACAUCUUCUGCGUUUGCGACUCAAUUCUGUACAAGGUUCUUACAGAUGUACUCAUCCCUGCAACUAUGCAAGAAAUGCCAGAAAGUUUGUUGGCCGACAUAAGAAAUUUUGCUAAAAAUUGGGAACACUGGAUUGUUUCGUCACUAGAAAAUCUGUCGGAAGACCUUACGACUAAGAAAUUGCCAAUAGCACGACGAUUUGUAUCUUCUCUGAAGCGUCAGACAUCCUUUUUGCACUUAGCCCAGAUUGCUCGACCAGCUCUUUUCGAUCAACAUAUAGUGAACGCCAUGGUUGCUGAUAUUGAGAAGGUAGAUCUGCACAGCAUUGGAUCUCAGGCACUGCUCACAGUCACAGGAAGCAUGGACUCUGAUGGGGAGGGCUACAUUGAAUUGUUCCAAGAACUCAAGGACCUUUUAAAGAAGAACGCCACUGUGGAGUCAUUUAUUGAAUGGCUGGAUACUGUGGUUGAGCAAUGGGUUAUCAAGGCAAGCAAGCAGAAUGGUCGAUCAUUGAAAAAGAGAGCACAAGACUUCCUUCUCAAGUGGAGCUUUUUUGGAGCUCGAGUAAUGCACAAUCUCACUUUGAACAAUGCAUCAAGUUUUGGCUCAUUUCAUCUCAUCCGCAUGCUUUUAGACGAAUACAUCUUGCUGGCCAUGGAGACCCAGUUCAACAAUGAUAAAGAACAAGAGCUCCAGAAUCUACUGGACAAGUAUAUGAAGAAUCUGGAUGCAAGUAAAGCUGCUUUUACUGCAUCCCCAAGCUCUUGUUUCCUGGCAAACCGCAACAAAGCUGGGAUAGUUUCCAGUGAUGCUUCCGUGAAAAAUGAAUGCCUUGUGGAGCAAGCCUAUUUCCCUUUGUCAACCAGUCAACACAGCGGCAUGCCCUCUGCUCUGAAUCCAUUUCCCACAGGGAACAAUGAGAAUCUGCAGCUGACAGGUCAACCAGAGCUCUCUCAGAACACUGGCCAUCUCAUGACUCCGCCCAUUUCUCCAGCCAUGGUCAGUCGAGGCAGUGUGAUCAACCAGGGACCAAUGGCCGGGAGUCCUCCGAGUGCAGGGCCACCAGCAGUAUCUGCACAUUCCCACUGCGUGUCGUAUUCAGAACCCUUAUACCAGACUGUACCACAACCAAAUCAGAAUUUUUACAAUGUCAGUGCUAAUUACCCAGCCAUGUUCCGGACCCAGACCCAUGCCUCUUCUGGAGCCUAUCAGCACCGGGCAGAAGCCAGCCACUUCCCAGCCACAAAUGAGCAGCGGUUCCCCAGAGAUUACUUCAGCAGCAGCUGUGCUGUGUCUCCCAACAGCACCAGAUCACCUCCUGACUAUGGGUCCUCUGCAGCCAUUCAGGAGACGCACGGCAUGCCGUUUUUGAACAGCGGGAGCUACAACUUCAUGAACAAUUCAGUGACUAGUUCCUGUCAAGGAUCGUCAUACGCCUUAAAUGCUUCCAAUGGGUUCUAUGGAAAUCCUCUGAACUACUCAGAAUCCCACAGACUUGGCUCGAUGGUGGAGCAGCACGUUUCUGUCAUCAGCAGCAUAAACAGCAUCCGAUCUCUGCCUCCCUACAGCGACAUUCACGAUCCACUCAGCAUCUUAGAGGACACUGGAAGGAAACAGGGGGCACCAUAUUACACAGAGGCCCCAAUGGCCUGUCGCAACCCAAUGACUUCAGAUAUGCAGCCUGUCAUACCUGUGUCUUCGUCUCAGUGCAUGUAUGGGCAUUCUAGACAGUGUCCUUCUCAAGAAACAAUAGACUCUUCUGGACAGGCCACUCGAGAGAUGGUCUCAUCCUUACCACCAAUCAAUACUGUCUUCAUGGGAACUGCUGCAGGAGGCACCUGAGUCACAGGAGUGGCUGCAUUUUCUUCUAACUUAUUUUCUUCUUGCAGUGUUUGAUGGCUGCUUAACAACUUCCUCUAGUGACUGGAAUGGGAAAGUAUUACAAACUAUCCAUCAGGAGACCACCCAAAGAUUUUUACAAUCCACUAAAAAGAGCAUGGCUGGAUACAAGACAUGUCCUGUAUACAAGCAGGAAUAUAAUUGCCUUUACCAAUGCCAUUUUCACAUGUGGCUUUUAAGUGUCUUUUCUUAUGGCUCUCUGGUUUUUCUGUCCAUGGGUAGAGUCUGUCCAUAAAUUAUCCUUCUCCCCUUGUCACAUUUUAACCAGUACCUCCACUUCCCAUUGUCACAACUUUGCCACCCCUCGCUUCUUAACAUGGGACUCCUCUUACGAAUGACCUUGUAAUUGCAAAGCUCCACAUGUUGAGUGGUGUGCGUCCGCACCUGACAUUGGUGGCUGUUCCUGAUUGAACACCUCUGCUGCACCAUUGUGAUGUCUGAAAUCACCUCAUAACACCAACCCAAUGCCAUAAGUUUUGACACUGCUCUGAGGAAGCAGUCGCUUCUCCCCAACCUGUAAACAGGGGCCAUAUUUGCAUGUGACAGGAAACCAGAGCUUAAAGGGCCAGAGGUUCCCAAACCCAUACAUUUCUGAAGGCAGGAAACUCCGGUUUCACGGGGAGAGCUACCUGAGGGUGCAUCGGUGCCAUAGUUUGUGUCAUCAGGGUGUCGGUGUCAGUGGCCGUUGUGUCAUCAGGGUGAACUCUGUUUCUCCACUAACGUGCCUUGGGUUCCUGAAGUUGAACUGCUUGUAUCAAAUUCUGGUUCCCUUGCAUCACCAUCCUUCUUACAAUGAAUAUUAUAUAGGCCUUGAGAGAUGUGCAUAUGUAUUUUAUUCACUGCUCUGCUGCUUCAGGCGCUUUGAAGUCUGCGGUGUGUAACAUAUGGUUAUGGUAGUUCUUGGAAAUGCUUAAUUCUUGGAAAUGCAGAUGUAUUCUUUGUACAAAGAUUGUGCAUAUUCAGCAUGCAUACAUUACUCACAGUUGGACUGAAUUGUGGGGUGUGUCCCUGUUGUCUACAGUAGACAGUGGAGCAGAGUGACUGUGAUAACUGUAUACUUCUGCAAAACAGCCAGGGGUCUUUAGGGGCUGAAACAAAUGCAAUAACACCCAUGGGUAAGCAUUUGUCCAUUCAAGCAUUUCAUGCACUUCCCCUUCAUUCAUGAAUGCAUUUCACGUAUGGGUUGGACUAUUUGCAUGUAGAAUUAGCAUGCCAGACCACUGGCGGCCGGUGAGGGUGGCACGGUGGGGGGGCAGCGAGAGGUACCUUUAACAGACAACUGGUGAUAUCGCCGGUACCUGAACGCUGCAGGGAGUAGCAGUGCCCUACCCAGCAUGCCAUGUGGUGGCAGCCCCACCUACAGCACUCAUCUGGCUGCCGUCCCAUUGUUUGGAUUUUAUUUCUUCAACAAUCCAGUUUCUUAUGCCAUAUCCUUAGAGCAAGCAUAAAGAAACACAGAUUCUUAUGAUUUGUGAAGAAAAAAACUAAUAUCUAAUUUAUUACAAGUUGUGCUCCAGUCCAUCAUAAAGACAUAUUUUUUAUUAAAAAAAACAAAAACAGAAAAAGGUAACAUUAUUUAAUGGUUGUGAUUUUCUUUAUUUAUUGGUGUUGAAGAAUCAUUUACUUGCAAAUCAAUUUGGCAGACUGAUUGUAAAAUAUAUGCAUUCUACCUCCUAUGGAAAUGUUUACAAGGUCAGUUUUUACUGCUUCAAAUCAGUCUAGACCAAACGUAACAUUUACUAAUCUUGUGUAUUAAAGUGCUCUUUUUCAAAUG
This is a messenger RNA of Hemicordylus capensis (graceful crag lizard), 4668 nucleotides long. It is a transcript of the gene RFX6, whose product is annotated as regulatory factor X6. The record is from RefSeq and is a predicted model, not a curated record. Gene Ontology annotation, biological process: regulation of transcription by RNA polymerase II. Bases 399 to 2837 code for a protein of 812 amino acids. Lineage: Eukaryota; Metazoa; Chordata; Lepidosauria; Squamata; Cordylidae. Gene Ontology annotation, molecular function: DNA-binding transcription factor activity, RNA polymerase II-specific; RNA polymerase II cis-regulatory region sequence-specific DNA binding. The transcript is spliced from 20 exons.